This is a messenger RNA of Mauremys reevesii (Reeves's turtle), 7706 nucleotides long. RefSeq names its product translocation associated membrane protein 2 (gene TRAM2). Lineage: Eukaryota; Metazoa; Chordata; Testudines; Geoemydidae. The record is from RefSeq and is a predicted model, not a curated record. Gene Ontology annotation, cellular component: endoplasmic reticulum membrane. Bases 189 to 3347 code for a protein of 1052 amino acids. The transcript is spliced from 17 exons. Gene Ontology annotation, biological process: protein insertion into ER membrane; SRP-dependent cotranslational protein targeting to membrane, translocation.
CUGCUGCACCCCCCCCAACCCCCGCCUCGCUCGCCUAACCGACCCCCAAGGACUCCCCGGCCGCUAACGGGGAGGGAGCAUCGCAAAGGCGGGCGGCCCUUGAAGGGGAGCCGGCGAGGAGCCCUGGAGCUGGGCUGCUCCGGAGUCCUUGCACCGGAGCUGCGCGCCGCCCCGGGAGAAGGCGGAGGAUGCGCGCAGCCUUCGCGGGACUCUCGCUGGUGCUGCUGGCGGCGGAACAGAGCGCGCGGGUCUGCACCAUCGUCCAUUAUCUUCUCUCUGGCCGGUAUCUCUGGUGCUGGUUGACCAUUGCCUUGCUUCUACCUGACUAUAUAGUUCAGCUCCUCAGCUUCUCUUGGUUCCGGGCAGAUGGGCACAGAGGCUGCUGCUGUCUGGUGAUAGUGCACGUGCUGCAGCUGGGGAUUUGGAAGCGGCAUUGGGACGCGCUGUGGACAGCUGUGAAGGCUGGAGGAAGCUCCGUUGCUGGAGAUCUUCUCAUGCAACUGGGGGACCUGUCAGUUCUGCGGCUCUUGGAAGCCCUGCUACAGACCUUGCCCCACCUGUUGCUACAGAGCUACGUUUUUGUAGCGGUGGAACCGACUGGCCUUGUCCCAGGUGUGAGUGCCGGACUGUCCCUGCUCUCCCUCUCCUGGUCUUUAGUCUCUUAUAGCCGCUUUACAUGCCUAAUGAAACCAGGUCAUCUCUACAUGCCAGCGGCGGCCCUCCUUUGCCAGUUGUUGUGGAGGACAGGAAUGCUAGGAACGAGGGUCGUGGCCCUGGUGCUCUUUGCCAGAGUCUAUCCUGUCUGGGUUUUUGUCGCAGCCGGUGCUCACUGGCUAGUGAUGUCCUUCUGGCUGGUGUCUCAGCAAACUGACAUCGUAGCGAGUUCCUGUCACUGGAGACUGUUCAACGUCCUGGUGGGGGCCGUGUACAUCUUCUGCUACAUCAACUUCCAGGCUAGCCCCUCCAGGUACAGAGUGGCUGUGUUUUAUGUGAUAAUGCUGAUAGAGAACAUCUUCCUUUUGAUGUUGGCCACAGACCUCCUGCAGGGGGCGCGGCGGGAUAGCCUGUUUGUGACAGGGGCUGUGAUGGCUGGAUUCGUGAUUGGCUCUGCAGCUCUGGUCAUCUAUUACAGUCUGCUGCACCCCAAAUCCACAGAGAUCUGGCAGAGUUUCCUGAACAAAUCUUGCAACAUCACAGCUGCAAAGUAUCACGGGACAGAAGGAUCCACUUUCCGGUCCGUAAAUGAAGCUGGAGAGAGCUUUGGAAUUUCAGGUCAUGGGGACAUUGUCUCUUCAAAUGCAGAAGUCUCAAAGGUGGUGCAUACCAGGCCUGCUUCUGGAGCACACGGUGAGACCUCACUUGGAGAACUUGAAGGUCAUACUUCUGUGAAAGACACCUGGUUGAACCAUCAUCACUGGCUGUUGGUAAAGCUAGCCUUGAAAACUGGGGAUAUGUCCAAGAUCAACGCAGCCUUUGGAGACGGUGGAAUUGGGGAGCUUUACCCUUCAGGAUGGGUGGCAAGCAAACACUGCAGUGCCAUGCUUGGGCCAAAGACCAAACUUGGCUUUUCUUCAGUGGGAAAAUGCCCUGGAACCCCUAAAGCCAGAGUGGUAGGACAGAGGCUUCAGGCAGGAGAGAACAGCGCUGGAGAAAGCCUGAGCAAGGAGACUACUUACAUCACUCUAGCAAGCAGUGAACACAACAUGUGCUCUGUUAGAAUGCCGCCAAUCCUGCAAGAGGAGCACAGGCCAACAGCAAAAGCCCCUGACUGCACAGACUCGACGAGCAGAUGUGAAGCUCAGGCAGACAGAGCAGGAGGCAUGUCCGCUCCUCUCGCUCCAAACAGCAGUGCCAACGGCAACACUGACUUGGAAGCUGUUGUGGAGCACCCAGAAGGGACAGCUCCGAUGCACGAGAGUCCAACUCUGUACUUCAGCACCAAUGCAGAGGCCACUGCAUCUCUGAACGGAGGUGGGGGAGCAGCCAGCUGUGUGGCUGAUGGCCUUGUGGAGCUGGUGGAGGACAGCAGGCUCAGGCCUGUACCAGACAACAUUGUAGGUAAAGGAGAGGGCUUCCCCAUUACCAUGGCUAAUAUCAGUCCAAUCCUGGGCGUUGGCACUCCUGGCUUUCUGCAGAGCGGUCCGUCCCUCUGCUGCACCAGUCAGUGCAGUGCACUGAGUUCAUCCGAGGAAACCUCGGAGCUCACGGAGCAGGCACAGUGCAACCACUGGGGCACCGCAUCCCUUGGGACUUGGGUUGCUGCUGUGAAGAGGAGACUAAGGCCAGCUGAGGAACCGUGCUACACGUCCACCCCCAAGGCUGAACCCCCCAGCCAGGACUGCAGAGUGAGGGAGGCGACAGCCAAGACUGCCUUCCUAUUCAUCUUACCUCAGUACAACAUUAGCGUGCCUACAGCAGACGGCGAGCUAGUUCACUACCGCUAUGGGCUAAAGGACUUGAUCACCAUCCUCUUCUACAUCUUCAUAGCAAUCAUCCUGCAUAUGGUGUUGCAGGACUACGUCCUGGAUAAAAUCAACAGGCGGCUCCAUCUCUCCAAGGUCAAACACAGCAAGUUCAACGAAUCGGGGCAGCUGGUAGCAUUCCAUCUCACCUCCAUGAUCUGGUGCUUGUAUGUAGUGGUGACGGAAGGAUACUUAUCAAACCCGAGAAGCUGGUGGGAAAACUACCCUCAUGUUUUUCUCCCGUUCCAGGUGAAGUUUUUCUACCUUUGCCAGCUGGCCUACUGGCUGCAUGCACUGCCUGAGCUGUACUUCCAGAAGGUGCGCAAGGAGGAGAUUCCUCGUCACCUGCGGUACAUCAGCCUGUACCUGAUGCAUAUAGCUGGAGCAUACCUCUUAAACCUAACCCGCCUGGGGCUCAUCCUCUUGCUGCUGCAGUACUUUGCUGAAUUCCUCUUCCACAUGGCCCGUCUCUUCUACUUCACGGAUGAGAACAACGAGAAGCUGUUUAAUGCCUGGGCAGUGGUGUUCGUGGUCACCCGGCUCUUCACCCUCACCCUUUCCGUGCUGGUCAUUGGCUUUGGGCUGGCUCGGGUGGAGAACCAGGCAUUCGACCUCGAGAAAGGAAACUUCAACACUCUGCCUUCCAGGAUGUUUGUGCUGUCCCUGGUGUGCCUCUUCCAGGCCUGGAUGAUGUGGCACUUCAUCCGGUUCCAGCUGCGGCGCUGGCGGGAGUACCGGGACGAGCAGAGCGCUAGGCAGAGAGCAGCCGCCCUCACCAAACAGCAGUCCAAGCCUGUCAAGAGGGAGUCAGGUUACCAUGAAAACGGAGUGGUGAAAGCCGAGAACGGAACCUCCCCGCGCACCAAGAAGCUCAAGUCUCCGUAGAGCUGAAGGCUCGUCUGCCAGGGAGGAGGGCGAGAGACCAGGACUAAGCACCAGCCCCUCCCUUGGCCUCCCAGGUGCUGAAUGGCUUGGAAAGUCUCAUCUCCCCCCCGCCCCAAACCAUUUGCAAUAAAACCAAAAAACCUUGCUCUGUCACAUGGCCUGCGGGAGCCAGACCCAAACCUCCCGUCCUCUCCUUCCUCUCAGUUUUAUCGUCAAUCAGCGUGCAAUUUUUUUUCCCCUCUUCUUGAGUGUUUUUUCUUCCUGUUGUGUUUUUGUUACAAAUGGGAUGGUUCCAAGCAAACAAUCCCUUUUCUAAAGGAGGUUCUUCCCCUUCCCUCUGGGCAUUGCCCUGCGUCCUGGCCUUGGAGGGGCAGGCGGCUGCUUUAAGGUGCCUGGUGACCAUGAGGGUAGAGGUUUUGGGAGCUGGGGGAGCCAUGCCCUGUGCGCAGAGCGCUUCUCAGUAUCAGGGUGGCAUCCUUGGGUGGUGUUGCCACGGCUGGAGUUCCUGGGUGAACUGCAGGGCAGCCUUGCAUCCAGCAGGAUUGCAGAGGCAGGCCAGGUCUGGAUUGGACCUGUUGCAUCAGGGCACAGGGAGGUGACCUUAGAUGUGCUUUGCGUCGUGCUGGAGUUCCGGCAAGUGGCAUCCCUAGCAGUCUGUGGCCGGAGAUGAGCUCUGAGGCCAGUUCUGCCCACCUCUCUCCCUCCCCUAGGUGCGGUGACUGGGCUCUGCCUCUGCCCUGCAAUUCCUAUUGUCUUACUUGGGAUGAUGUCACCCAGGGAGUAGCUCAGGCCAAACUCAGUUGAGGAUGUAUAAGCCCUGAGACCCCCCACCAGCAGGUCAGCCCUGGUCCCAUACCUCACUGCUCCAUCAGGAUGUGCCGCUUUACCUCACCUAAGUGCUGGCUUAAUCCUGUGGCGUUGUGUUCACGUAGCACUCGUGCUGCAUGCAGGAGAGCAGAUUCCCUGCCACUCAGAGUUUAUCUGUAAUGGGGCCUUUCACCUCAUGCCUCACCGCUGCCCUGAGCUGCCCCUGCCAUCCCAGGCCAGCUGUGCCCUCUCUGCUCCAGCUGCAGCCACCAGCUUCUGUCUUUCCACUUCACAGGCCUCAUAUCCCCUGAGGGGAUUGUUAAUCCGGGAUCCAGCCCAUGCAUCCCUUCCUGGGCUGGGUGGGAAUAGCAGAGAGCAGCCUGUGGAAGUGGGAGUGCCUCUCGCCCGAUCCAUGCCACCGCCCUCCCCAGCUGGUGGAUGGAAUCGUCUCAAAUCUACCUCAGAGGCCGCCUCUUUCAUACGAUCACUCUCCCUCGACCCCUUGUUGGCUGCGUAUGUUGGAAGGAGACGUGCGGGAAUUGUUUGAGCGCCCAUUGAUUCUGUCCACUGCCCUCUUCUGAAUGGAUGGAGCCGUCCCACUUGAAGGGCUCUGUCAGUGCCACGCGCUGGUCAAGACUUGCCAGGUUGCCCUGCAGCAGAGGGUUUUUCUCUCGGAGGAAGGUUCCCAUAAGCCAGACUUUGCAGUGGGCAUGGUUCGGUGCAGUCAGGUGACUUGGUGCUUCCCUUCUGCUUCGUUGGGGUGGGAGCUUCCCUCUUGGCAAAGCUGGCUCAGCUGCCCUUUCUGUUGGGGUGAUGGGUAGCAUUUCCCUUUGGCUGAGCGUGGAGAGGGUGUCGCUGCUCCCAAAGAGGCAGGGAGAGAGGCAGGCAGGGGAUAGCAGGGGUGAAGUGUCAUGGAAUCUCUUCUAAUGCAGAUUGGGAUCAGGGUUCUUCCUUCCUAGCUGGGGUGAGUGACAUGGGCCAGAAUAAACCAAACACAAUGUUCCUGACUUGUUUCAUGCUGCUCCCCGUGGCCUUCCUUACUGGAGGCGAUUGUAACUCAUUCUCCGGCCUUUUGUUUUUUGGGGUGGUGAGAGGAACUGGCUGGCUGUGCUGCUUUCACAGAUUUUGAGUCCUCUCCACACCUGUUCUCUCCCCAGCACAGGCAGGGGCUGCCAGUGUGGGAGACAGAAUACCUGGGAGCCUGAAUGCAGCUGGUCAGAUGCCAUUCCUCCCCCCAUCCCCCAGGAGCUUUGAAUGUCAAAGGAGAGCCACUAGCUGGCAUCUCCCAGGGAUCUUCCUCCCGCUCCCCCAGUAUCUUGGAGCAGAGCCCCUGGGAACACCUUGUGACUGUCCCUCCUUAGCCCUGGCGGGACAGAUACUAGCAAAGCCAGCGCUUGGGCAGAGCAGUGGAACCGGGCGGGAAAAUAACGUUACACCAGCGAGCGAGUGAGCUGGGACCCGAGCUGUUGGCCUCCGGGCCUAGCACAGUUCACCCUUCCAUCCCUCUCCCCUUUCUCUUCUGCUCCCAGCCGGGAGGGGAUCGCUGAGCCCUGCAGGGAGUGACUGCUCCCCAGAUCUCUCCAGAGCCGGAGCUGCCUUGCUUCUCUGAUGUCAGAGACUUACUGCAGCUGAGGAGCUGAGCCUCCUGGUUAAAAGGUGGCUUGUUGUCAGAUCCAAAUAAACCAGGCUGCUGAAUGAUUCCUUCCCCCCGCCUGCCCUGCUCCAGGCAGCCUUUCCUCUGGCACAAGCCUGCGAGCCCGUAAAGUAGCUCGUUGUCUCUAUAUACCAAGUGCCUUACAUUGCGGUAUAGUCUGUACUCUCUUGCCUACGCGCUGCCUCAAUAGCUCUGUGCCCUCGGGCUCUGUGUAUAUGUCUGAUGUGUAUGUGCCAUAUUUAGUCACUGGGGAAAGGGACAGUUCACGCUGGAAGUAGCCCCUCAUUCUCUAUGCCUUUUCGAUUUGUAGAAUGGUUCCUUCCUCAGUGGCUAAAAUCCCCUUCCCUUUUUCUGCCUAGAUCGGUCGGCCCCUGCAGUGAUGCCCCCUGGCUGCCAUUUCACAGGCAUCGCUGGGGUCAUUUGUGGCUGGAGGGGCUCCCAUCCCAUCCCUCUCUCCCAACAUAGAAACUCUUGUUCCUCUCUCCUCCAGUGCACAUACCGUCCCUGGCUCUGCAGUCACUGGUGCAGCUCUCCUUGUAUUUCCUAGCAAACCAAAACUUCCUCUCUAUCCUGGAGAGCCUCCUCCUUGUAGAGGUGGAUUCUUUUCUUUUCCAGUCUCUAGUGUAAACUCUUUCAUUGACCAAUCCACGUACAAAGGGGCAGAGCGCCGGGGGAAGGGGAGACCCACUUCUCGAAUGGGUCCUCUUCUUGGGCCCCAUCACACAAAGUGCUGCGCAUCUUCUGCAACAGGUUGAGUGCCCCCAUCUGCUAGAAAGCUGAGGGCACUCAGGAUCAUGCAGAAUUGGGACUUGGGUCCCGGGUUCAGUGUUAUAGCACCGCUACUCCACUCCCUCCUGGGUUGUGCAAUAACCCACCUGGAUCAUGGUCACUCCUCAUUGCUUGCAUCCAUCACCAGACCCUGGGAGGGGAGGAUCCCUGAGAUGAGGUCAAGUUGUGAUAAUUGCAUGGAGCACAGAAUGCCUCCUCACCUGGGCUGUGGCAAAGUCUCUUAAGAACCAGCAGUUCUUCUCCCGCUCCUUGUCCCAGAUGGAUCUUAGAGGGGUGGAAGUUGGGGAGAAUGUAGCAUUUUGCAGAUCAGUAUCUGUUUUUAAAAGAAGUUUGUUGAAUGAAUCUUCCUUGCUCAACGGGGCAUUAAAGUUUCUAUUUUUGUAGGAUGACUUUCCCCUGCCUAUCAUACACAGGUGUAGCGAAUAAGGGAUAAGUUUCUCCCUGGUUUUUCUAUUAAGUGGAGGAUGGUCUCUCUUCAGAACUAGUCAUGAAAUCUGUAGAUGGGUGGUCUUCAUUCCAGUGGAUUGGAGUUACAGCUACAUCUGACUAUGGAGUCCAGUAGUUGGAAGCUGCAGCUACAGCUGACUUCUCUCUAUAGUAGAGGGUGUCUACAGCUGUCUGACUGUACAGCUAUAGCAGCUCCUUUGAGUGCAUAGCAGAUGGCUCGAGUUGGCAGUCUUUAUAUUGACACUAUAAACUGGGUCACUCGUCUCCCUAUGUCAUGUGUACUUCUUGCCAGAGGGAGGGAUGGACACAAGACGCAGAGUUUGGGUGGGUCCUUGUAUCUCUCUUUUUAACCUGUUUAAUUCUGCGGACCAAACUUCAACAAAGAAACUCAAGGAAAAUUCUGUUCUUCCAUAUUUAUGCUUUAGUGCAAACGUUCUCUUCCUUUGUUAUGUAUUUUAAUUUGUUUUGGUUUGGGGGGGUUGGUUUUUUUUGGAUAACCGUUUCAACUCCCCCCUGACACACACACACACGUUUUUAUUCUUCCCCUGUCAUUUAAAAAAUAAAAACCAAUUUUGUACGGAAUUUUUUUUGUUAAAUGGCUUUUGUGAGCAAACUCUCAACAAAGAUAUUUUCUGAAAUAAUAAAAGGCAUAGAAUCAUCAA